Molecule: messenger RNA, 479 nt
Organism: Cuscuta epithymum
Lineage: Eukaryota; Viridiplantae; Streptophyta; Magnoliopsida; Solanales; Convolvulaceae
Source: the annotation of a GenBank genome assembly
AGUUGAUGCUGACAGGUAAAGAAAUAAAUCCUGUGAAGAUGUAUGGCAAAUACCAUCCAAAGAAAAAUAAGAAUGGAGAGCUUAUUGUUUGUGACUCACAAGCUGCAGAAAUGGAAGCUGUGGAUAAAUUGUGUGAUGAUUUUGGAGAUGAUGUCGAAGAACAAUCUCAAUCUUCUGAUCAAGAGGAAACCGCAAGGACAUCCAAUGUUAAAUCUUCUCAAUUGCAUGCCAAGUACCUAGAAGUUGUCGGUUGCAAAAAGAGAAAAGUGCGUGGAACGGGAAGCUAUUCAAAGGCAUUUCUUCAUCAUGUGAAGAAUUUAAGUGCAAAACAAUCAUGUUCAAAAGCUCGUCGGAUGCAUCACUUUUGCGUCACUUGGGACACACACUUGAGGAAAUGGUUGACUUCACAUGGUGAUGAGUGUCCCCCGGAAAUGCCACUUGUUGAUGAUGAUUUGCAAGAUGAGGAUCCUGAUUCACAG